UCUGCAAAACUUUUUAAAUCAGUUCGUGUCAUGUUGGAAUUCUAGGGUUUUAGGAAAUCUCUUAUAUCUCACUAAAUUAUACAAUUUUUUAUUUUUAUUUUUUUUACUUUUUCUUUGGUUUGAAACCCAAUGUGUUGGAGGAUAAAAAUGAUCGGAAUUCAUCAUGUAGAUGAUCAUGCUUUACCUUUCUCGUUGUGCAGUUAUUGUGGUUCCUCAAUAUGUUGAGCCCUUUCUUUUUUGUGAACCUGAAGAUCCAACCUUAAUCAAUAAUAAUAAUAAUAAAUUCUGUGCUACAUUUUGUUAUACCCUAAAACCUCUUUGGUAUUGGGAUACAAUUUUCAAAUGGAGAAAAAAAUACUUAAUAACGAUGGAUCUGGAGACUGAAAAUAGAUUAGCUGCUAUGCUUAUGAAGGAAGCAGCUGAGUUGCGGCGGCAGUCUGAAAAGGAAGGUGUUCUAGCUUAUCUUCAAAAGCCUAAUGUACGGAAUCGCCCAAAUUCACGUUUCCUCACUGCUACCGUACUUGGGGUACAACAAGCAAAUCGAACUGUGGAAGUAAAUGAAAUGUGGCGAGCGCGGGAGAAAGAAAUGGAGCUAGAUAAAAGGGUUGCAGGCACAUCAAUAGAUAAAAGCAGUGGUGACAAAAGGCAUAGGGAUCAUAGCUCAUCAAGAAGCACUAGUGCCUCUGCUUCAUGCUCAACUAAAAAAGAAUAUGAGCAUACUCCAGAAGGUUUAAAUGACGAAGAGCUUGAGGAGUUUCUACACUCAAGGAUGAAGCGAGGCAGAGGUGCUAUUGGUCCAAGGAUGGACGAGACAGGGCCUUACCUUCCUCCUAAUCCUGAUGAAGAGCCUUGUACCAGUCUGGAUUUAAGGGAACGUCGUGCUAUUUAUGGUCCGCAGAGGCCUCCAUCGUUGCAAUCAGACGAGUCUGAGGAGGAGCUUCAUGAAGAAAAGCGGAAAAAGAGUAAAAAGUCGCAUAAAAGCCACUCGGACAAGGGACAUUCUAAGAAGCACAGAUCCAAAGAUAAAUCUAAACAUAAGAAAAAGAAAAGGGAGGAGAAAAGAAGUAAACAUCAUCGCUAGCUAAGGCUAUUAUGUAAUAUGAUGUUCUCAGAAGUGGUUAAUACCUGCUUAAACUGUCAAUUAGGAUAGAACUAAUUAUUUGUACUUCUGUAACAUCAAAUGCAAUUCCUGC
This is a messenger RNA of Cicer arietinum (chickpea), 1193 nucleotides long. RefSeq lists its product as uncharacterized. The record is from RefSeq and is a predicted model, not a curated record. Lineage: Eukaryota; Viridiplantae; Streptophyta; Magnoliopsida; Fabales; Fabaceae.